UCACUGUUACACAAUAGAUGGGAUAAUUGUUGUUUUCGCCGAACGGCAUUAAUAAUCGCCACUUCGCAACGGAUGCCGUUGGGAACUAAAGAUUCGCAGAAUGGUAUCACUGCCAUGUGUGAGGCUCGAAAAUCGAAAAACAUCACGGUGCAGGUGAUGAGCACUUGAUCUUGACGCAAGCGCAGAAGCAAAGUUCUUCUGAGUUAGGCAAAGAAGGAGCACGUUAUUCAGAAAUUCCCUUUCGUCGCUUCAAGUGGACGCUUUGCUUCGCAACAGCUUUCAAUCGAUCGAAGCUCCUUACUUGUCUUUCUUUCCGACUGUUAGUCAGCGACCAUGACGCCCGCCUUGAGAGAAUCCAGAGAUGAUGUUUGUCAUGGCGGCAGUAUGCCCAACGUGAUCCAUCUGACUUCCUCGAGCUCGGCUGAGAAACCCACAAUCGUCGAAAGCUCAACGGGAUAUGAAGUAAUCAACAGUGGCAGAGAGAGUCUAGAAUCCUCUCUAAUUGUCGGACGCGGGGACCCAAUUUCCCUCCAUGUCAAUUCAAUGCGCUACAAAGGGGGUUGUCGAAGUGGCAGCGAACAAUCUCAAAUCAACAAGCAACACAAGGAUAAGAAUGAUGUCAUCAAGGCGUUUUCCCUGGUGAGGUCUUCAAGCAAUCUGAGCGAUAUUACGUUUCAAGAUGAAAACGAACACGACCAACAAAGUCAAGAGGUGAUACACUUUGAACCGGAAAGGUUGGCUCUUUAACUCAGUUUGGAUCGAGGCACAGCUUAAUCCAGGUUACAAUUUACGCUAUGCGUUUAGAGUCCAGGGGUAUAAGAGAUGGAUAUAAUACGACACAGUGGCAUCACCAGAUGGCAAGAUGUUUUCCAUGUAUUCGAAACAAGAGCUAUAAUUGGAUUUUAGCUCGUACAUACAUGCACAUUCCAGUGGAUUGGUCAAGAAAACACCAUUCACAGCUACAUAGAAAGAGGAGGGCUUGUUUGCUUUUGAUUAAUAUUAACUAGAUCUUCCAAUUGCACUGGC
Molecule: messenger RNA, 1026 nt
Organism: Seminavis robusta
Lineage: Eukaryota; Bacillariophyta; Bacillariophyceae; Naviculales; Naviculaceae
Source: the annotation of a GenBank genome assembly